This is a messenger RNA of Porites lobata, 10233 nucleotides long. The record is from the annotation of a GenBank genome assembly. NCBI's taxonomy places the organism in Eukaryota, Metazoa, Cnidaria, Anthozoa, Scleractinia, Poritidae.
UGGGACAAAUCAAGCGAAAUAUCAAGACUACUUGGGAAUAAAAAACUAAGGUAGGCAUUGCAUUAGCUGAAGUUACACUAGACCUCCAAGGUUCCUUUAACUUAGAAAUGCAUUUGGUUCUUAAUCUCCAGGGUUAAAAUUUGGUCAAAGUAUGUUAGUCUGUGUUGUCUAUGAUCUUUCAGAUCACAGAUGACUUUUUCAGCGAUAUUACCCGUCAUGUAGGAUGUCCCCUCCGCCCUUGCACUGAUUUAUCAUGCAUACAUGGUUAUCAUCCCACUCUGUAUACAGUUGAACCUCCAUUAGGCGGCCACCUAUUAAGCAGCCAUCCUCCAUUAAGCGGCCAGUAAUCAAUGCCCCGAAAUAAUUGUAGAAAAGAAUGGAAAAUUAAACCUCUAUUGAGCGGCCACCUCUAUUAAGCGAUCGCUUCCAGUUUCAGUGCUGUUUCUAUGAGAGUUUUCCCAUUUUUCUCACCUCUAUUAAGCGGCCAUAAUUAAAAAAUCAAGAUCAUAACCGACUAAGGUUGGCUUUAUUUUAAGAAUAUGAUGAAGGAAAAUAGCCCGGAUAGAAGAGGACGACCUCCCCGUAUACGCCAUUAUAGGGAGCGUGAUCCCACCGGAGGAUUUUCGAAACCCUCAAGUUUCUUCUAUAAAUGACAUUCCAUUAUUCAAGAUGUACCGAGUGAGCAGCAAAUCGCUGGAAGAACAAAAUCAUCCCAGACUGGAGGGGGUGCGAAUUUCAUUAACCGAAAGAAAACAUAGAAUCGUGAUUUUCCUGACUCUUAGGCUGACUGCAGCCAGCACAAAACCAGAUUUUUGCUUCUUCCUAACGCUGAUCGUUAAAAAUACGGUGCAUUUGGGCGAUGGCGACAUUUGAUUACAACUAAUGGUAUCCUUCAGUUAGCCUGCGAUCGCCCCAUGCAAGGUAAUCCCGAAUCCGGAAUCCAGGUAAUUUUGGUCUGUGGAAUCCGGAAUCCACGGCUUUGGAAUCCGGAAUCCAGCUAAUGGGAUCCCGAAUCCAAGCAUUGUAAUCCAGAAUCCAGGUUGCUGGAAUCCACUCUGUUGUGAUGGUUCCAGGGCCUCUUCUUUUCCUUUAGCGACUGUUGCGUGAAAAUCUCAUGUCGCAAGGACGCGCAACAGGCAUGUUCACGCGUGUUUCACUCGCAGGAACAUCCCCUGACAUUGUGACAUAUCGGGUAUCAAUUUGAAACAAUGGUCACAUUAUAAUGACGUGACAGAAUCCCAGGGAGUGAUUCAUAUUACUGUAUAUUAUCGCUCUUUCGAGCUCUUUAUAAGACACCCUUUCGACCGGGCCUUUCUACCUUUUUCCCCGUUGCGCCUUUGGAAUCGGAGGUUUAGAUUCUUUUCCUGUUUGGGCGCAAUUGGAACUAAUUUUUGGAUUUCAGGUAACGUCAAAAGAAUAAUAAUAUAAAGUAUCCUUAUUCUUGGCCGUAGUAUCAGUAGUCGGGGGUGGUUGCAGUUACUGGCUUCUUUCAGGCACAUGUCAUCAGUGUCACUCAAAGAAUGACAUGCUGCACGUGGUGUCGACGUGGUGUCUUUCAUUCAGUCCAGAUUCAAUCAGUCGAAAUCAGACAUCUCGAGAGAUCACUUUGAAUUUUUUUCUCAAUCGAUCGUUAUUUUUUUUAAUUUUUAGUGAUGUACUAGUGAGCAGCACACUUACACUUCCAGUGAACAUUUACACUUGGAAGAAGAAGAAACCAUGCUCGCCCGGGGCACGAAAAUUUUCGUUGCCCCGGGCGAGCAUGGUUUCUUCUUCUUCCAAGUGUAAAUGUUCACUGGAAGUGUAAGUGUGCUGCUCACUAGUACAUCACUAAAAAAUGACUUUAAUGAAACUAGCAGAAGCCACACGAGAAACUGAGCAUAGAAGUGCAAUGCCCUCAGCUCCCAGUACAGAAGUGUAGUACACUCUGCUGGUAUAGUAGAAUUCCGACUUCACUAACGCUAGAGCCCUGGUGGUUCAGUGGUUAGAAAGGCCAAGAAUUAUAUUUUAUACUUAUAUUUUAUAUAAGACAAUGUACACAUCAGGUAAAAAAAGAACAAGCUUUUUUGGUGAAAACAAAGUACAAAGGAAACGUUGAAAACCAGAAAAUAGAAUUUUGAAAUCUGGAAUCCAGCCACUUAUGGAAUCCGGAAUCCACGGAUGUGGAAUCCGGAAUCCACAGGCGUGGAAUCCGGAAUCCACAGCGUGGAAUCCGGAAUCCAAGACUCUCUUGGAUUACCUUACAUGGGGCGACUGCGAGCGAGCUCUCCUAUUUGGGCCAGUGAAGUGAGCCUCGCGAGAACGCGCGAGCGAGGGGCCGUCGCGGCUUCGCCGCUUGCUCGCGCGUUCUCGCGAGACUCGCUUCACUCGCCCAAAUAGGAGAGCUUGCUCGCAGGCUAUCCUUCAGUAAUUUGAGGUUUCGUUUAUCUGAGGAACUGCUUACAGUGGAGCCAGCGCGCGCUACUGGCUACCAAGCAAUACUUUAAGGCAACAUAAAGCUUUAAAGCGUAACGCUAGAACCCAUCCCAGUUUUCGUCACACAUCUUCUUCGGUUUUGAUCAAACAGAACCAUCAAUGAGUUCCCACCCUGGGGGUAGAAAAAACCCCGAGCUGUUUACUUAGUGAUGAACACGGAAAGUGAAAAUUUGUCUGACUGCGUAACAAGCGUCAACAGGGGUUAGGGAUUGGACGGAGGGAGGGAGGGGUGGGGAAUUUGAUACCAGGGGAUUAGUAGACGAUUGAAACAAACUGCCCCAAUCUCACUUAAUGCGGAAAUCGUAAUACAUUGAUAAAAUUAAAGCAGACAUAGAAAAUUGGAAGGAGCUGGAAAGAAAACUAUCUUUCGUACGGAAUUACGACUGAAAUUUGUCACCAGUCCGGUUGUCAAGCAAGUUCCAGGGGUAGGGCGUAUGACAGCACAACUGCGACAAUUGAAAUUCCAGUCUUUUUUUUACUUCAAAUCAAACACAAAGUGUAUUUGAGCCUCGUUAGAAGAUUAGAAGGUCACUCAUCACAAAGCAUAUCCGGCAGUAUUCGGAGAAAAAAUAGGAAGUUUCAGACCAACUGUUCCGAAGUUAGCCAAACGCGGUCAUUGCACGCGUGCUGAACAAGAAUGCUGUAUCAUGACAGACUAAACUCCCAAAGCACAAACUCAGCCAAAACGCUAAAAAUCUUCUAUGUUUACUCAAGUUUGGGCUUAUAGAACAUAAUGUCACAGUUUUUCAAUGGUCACGAAAUUCAGAAUUCGGGUAGUCUGUUAAUCGUUAAUCAAUUGUGGCCCUGAAAAAAUUUGAAGGAAAAAAAACUACGAAUUUUUAAGAAAAUGCUUUUUUCGUGAGAAGGACUCUUAAACGCUGACAAACGUCAACAACUAGCUAAAACUAUAAUUUGUAUAUGUUUGCAUUGCUCGAAAUCGCCCUCAUUUACAAGGCCCUAAAGUUUUUUGCUGACUUGCAAGGACCCAUCUGUCAGAUCCCCAAAAUAAAGAGAUAAAUCUCAUAGUUUAUUAGAUAUAAUCGUGUAAAGUUGGCUUUUCAUUUUCGCAUAAAUUAUGACCUAAAUUUGGAAACCGCUGAAUUUCUCGCAUUGGGUCUUUGCGAUUUUGGUGAAACUCUGUUCAACGCAAGGCACUAAUACGCGCUAUAUGUAGCCGAGAGAUUUUCACGAAAAAAUGCCGGCAACAGCAGAAUUUCGACUCAGACCCCAAAGAGGCGUGGCACUAUAACCACGUGACAUUUACUCCGAUCGCCAAAAAUUUUAUGCUAUAUUGUAGAUUGAUCUAUAUGUUAUACAUGCUAUAUGUUAGACUUACGAUCAAAGUAAAGGUGGGGAUACCACAGAGCUUCAAAGUAGGAUGGUACCCUUACAAAAUAACUGGAUCGAGUCACCUUAAGCUCUCUUUUUCCCGCCGAAACUGACGUUCUCGUUCCAGUCUUUUCCCAGUCAACAGACGUCGUCGUCGUGAAAUUCGUCGUGGUUCUUAAGUUCUCUAUAACCGGUUCCUCGUCGCUAGAGUUGCUUUUGUCGUACCUACGACAGAAAUUAUAAGAAAUUGUUGACCCUUUCCUCGGCACAAAUCAAGCGAACUAUCAAAACUGCUUGGGAAUUUCUAACUAAGGUAGGCAUUGCAUUAGCUGAAGCUACACUAUAACUCCAAGGUUCCUUUACCGUAAAAAUGCAUUAUAACGGAGCUCCACGCGCACGAGCGUAGCCCCAUCAUGGCCUAAUAUAAAAAAAAAUGUGGUAAUCUACUUACCCCAGCUGUUACCCGAGAAAUUUUGAUAAUCACGUAACUGUACGCUCGCCCGUCCCACAGGCAUACCAAUGGGAACUAACUGAAUCAACUGGUAAUAUAUAGAUUUACCCAGGGCUAAAAGCGAAGCUUUGGUUAAUAAUACUUAUAAGCAAAAAAAAAUUAAAUCGUGUAAUGUUCAACGGCGACGGCAAUGAAAAUGGCAUCAAGAUCAAUAGAUCUAACAAGAAUCGCCAAAAGGCGAUUUUUACUGUGUUGCCGAUGUAAUUUUCCUGGGGGAGUGGGUGGCUGCACACGUAGGCCACCAGGCUUAAUAUUGUCGCUGACCAUUACGUGACGUAGCAUCUCAUGUGAGAGUUAAACAGUUAGUCAUUUGAACAUUGUACCCUUUUGGAAGACUUUCAUAACAAGAAAAAUGAGUACCAUUUUAAAGUCGGGGCUGUAUAGUACCUUUUCAAAUUCCACCAUUAUGAAUAAUAAUAAAGAAGUGAGCCAUUCUAAGCAGGAAACAGUAAGCGUCAUUUUCACGCACCCCUCCCUCAUUCUCUCUGCUCCCCAAAAUAUUGCUAGUUUUCAGUGUCACGCCAUUCAAAAUAGAUCAAAAUAAAAAUCAAAACCGUUCAAUAGAUAAAGUUCAGAAUCUGGGAAAUGAAAGGAGGUACAUAUACAAAGACCUUCGCCAAGACUCAGGACAGAGGAAUAUUUCGCAUACGAGAUAUCCGAAGAAAUGUUUUACCCAGCAAACUUAUAGAGAUUUGUAUGGAGACGCCAUGCUGAUGCUCAACUGGAUGAGCUCCAACAUGGCGGACGGAAACCAACAGAAACAUCUGUUACAGAGUUUUGCUACAAAAGCGUGAAUCUAUUCUUCGAGAAACACAUAAACAAUAAAGUAAUACUUUUUCUAAUACAUGAACUGUUUAGAUAGCAAAAUUUCCUGAAUUAAGUCAUUUAUUUAACCUACAUGAUAGCUCUCUUGGCCUUCAUAAAAAUGCCGCGUCACACAAAAGCUUAGAAAUUCAAGCGUACUCUAUCACAAAACCAAGAACCCUUUUGAAGCGAAAAUUUGUAUGAAAAUUAGUUUUCAGCUGCUCUAAUGCAUCGUGAAAGUAAAAUCUCAGUAGGAUCGAUAGUUUUUUAGUUUGAAUUUUAGUGACGUCAUGUGAAAACCAACAAUAGUGUGACUAACUUGACCUAACCGGAAAUUCCAAAAACUAUUGUCGUUACGGGUCAAAACGGCUGUUAAUAACAAGCAGUACAUUUCUCAAUUCUGGUUCUUAAGACUAACAAAGCAAAUUAAAUUUAAGUUUUGUUUUUGUCUGAUAUUGUGUUAUAAAGCCUCUCUAACUGUCCUAGUGAAUAUGUAUAAUACUUUUUUGACGUGGUGAUCUACAAUGAGCACAUUCCCCAAGACAUGAAUUCCUUUCCUGUAAGGAAUGCGGACUUUUCACACGCAAAGCAAGAAUCGCAAUAACAUAAAAAGGGACAUUGGCCGUCACAUCUACUUUAUGGAAGAUAAUUUAUUGUAUGCAAUUUCUAAGUUACGCCAUGUGUAGUUCAACGUUGUUAUUAACGUUCUUCGUACAUGUCGUAUAUUCUAAGUAGCAUAGUGCACACAGCGAACAUAGAGAUCAGAGAAUGCGUCAAGUGGUCGCUUACAAGAGGUUAAAAACAAUGGAAAAUCAUUAAACUUUCAGGCCCAAAAAGUGGUCGCGGUCGCUUACGGGAAGUGGUCAUUUACUAGAGGUUCCAACUGUAAGGCUUUGACUGGGAAAGUUUUAGUGUUUUGGGUUCACGGUCUCUUAUGGGAGGUGGUCGCUUACGAGAGGUGGUCCCACAUGGAGGUGCGACUGUACCAUCAACUGACGUAAUACAACUCACUUUUACUCAGCAGAUGACAACCGCGCGUCAGCCAAUGUCGAUACAACAGUCCUAUUUAGUACUACGUCAGCCCUCGGACGAUCAUGCUCAUCCUACUUAUAGAUCUACUUAAGAAGAUAGGAGGGAAAAAGGAAAACUCCUCAGGUUUUUACACCGAGUUGGACUUGAACUGGAACCAGCUGUGGAACUAUUACAGUUUUUUGAAAACCCACAAGCUUAAAAUACCUGUAACUUUCUCAGUGUUUUGGUGGUAAAGAAAUAGGUUUUGUUUUCAAUUGCUAAACACUUGUAUUCCGCUACCCAGAGAUGUUAACCCUUAGAAAUAAGUUCACUUUCCCAAAUUUGAAUUUUCUAAAAUGUUUCCGCGGUUUGUAGUUUGUUGACAACAAAUUUAUUUUUUCAGUGGAAGAUAGAUGAAUGUACAAUGUGUAGAUAGACAAUUUUUAUUAUAUAAACACCAAUGAAAUACCAAGUGAGCUUUCGCGCGAAAACUUGAUAACUUCACACGUGAAAAUAACAUGUUAUCUUCACAUGUGAAAAUGUCAUCGUUGCUAUAGCUUCAUAAUAAACCGCACCUUUGAGACCAAAAAACUAUUCAAGUAAAAUGGUUGGUAUUUCAUUGGUGUUUAUAUAAUAAAUAGAACAUUACAUGGUCGAUUGGAGAUACGAAAUUUCUCUUCUCGUGUUGAAAAAAAUAUUUCACGAGUGAGUGCAGCGAACGAGUGAAAUAUUUUUCAACAAUCGAAGAGAAUUUUCCCAUCUCCGCGCGGCCAUAUAAUAUUCUCUAUAUAUACACCAUGUUUAAACAAUGGUAAAUCUGUUUCUUUGUUGUUGUUGUUGUUUUUAAUUUCGAUCAUUAUCACCAAACGAAUGUUAAUAUUUUCCUUUUUUAGAGAAGACCCCAGUCCAUCAAGUCAUAUUAUACAACGAUGAAAAACACAUAGAAGGAUCCCUUUUGAGGCAAAUCAAAUGCGACUGUGAUAGCCAAGAACGAGUAGUAAAGGAGCUAAUAAAUAUUAAGCUUUUACUACAGCUUUUAAUUUUACUUUUCAGAUCCUCUUCGUUAUCGUACAUAAAGACAAAUGGUAUCAGCGGAAAAAAGAAACCACAAUAUGUGGCUGAGCUGAAAUAGCAAAGCCAGCAAAAAAAAUAUGGGAAACACAGCUAUUAAUGGUAAUAUUGGCGACGUCUUUGUCAACUUUAAAGAUUUCCAGCACGCCCUAGGCAUCGCCUAUCACAAUCUUGGAGAUUUCCGGAAAGCCAUAGAGUACCAUGAACGACACCUCAGAAUUUCGAAAGAAGUGGGAGACAGGGCAGGAGAAGGAAUAGCGUACUGUAAUCUUGGCAACGCCUAUGACAGUCUUGGAGAUUUCCAGAAAGCCAUAGAGUACCAUGAACGACACCUCAAAAUUUCGAAAGAAGUGGGAGACAGGGCAGGAAAAGGAAAAGCGUACUGUAAUCUUGGCAACGCAUAUCACUGUCUUGGAGAUUUCCAGAAAGCCAUAGAGUACCAUGAACGAGACCUCAAAAUUUCGAAAGAAGUGGGGGACAGGGCAGGAGAAGGAAUAGCGUACUGUAAUCUUGGCAUCGCCUACAGAAAUCUUGGAUAUUUCCAGAAAGCCAUAGAGUACCAUGAACGACACCUCAAAAUUUCGAAAGAAGUGGGAGACAGGGCAGGAAAAGGAAAAGCGUGCUGUAAUCUUGGCAACGCAUAUCACUGUCUUGGAGAUUUCCAGAAAGCCAUAGAGUACCAUGAACGACACCUCAAAAUUUCGAAAGAAGUGGGAGACAGGGCAGGAGAAGGAAUAGCGUACGGUAAUCUUGGCAACGCCUAUAGAAAUCUUGGAGAUUUCCAGAAAGCCAUAGAGUACUAUGAACGACGCCUCAAGAUUUCGAAAGAAGUGGGAGAUAGGGCAGGAGAAGGAAGAGCGUACGGUAAUCUUGGCAACGCCUAUGACAGUCUUGGAGAUUUCCAGAAAGCCAUAGAGUACCAUGAACGAGACCUCAAAAUUUCGAAAGAAGUGGGAGACAGGGCAGGAAAAGGAAAAGCGUACGGUAAUCUUGGCAUCGCCUACAGAAAUCUUGGAGAUUUCCAGAGAGCCAUAGAGUACCAUGAACGAGUCCUCAAAAUUUCGAAAAAAGUGGGAGACAGGGCAGGAGAAGGAAAAGCGUAUUGUAAUCUUGGCAACGCCUAUGUCAGUCUUGGAGAUUUCCAGAAAGCCAUAGAGUACCAUGAACUAGGCCUCAAAAUUUCGAAAGAAGUGGGAAACAGGGCAGGAGAAGGAAAAGCGUACUCUCAUCUUGGCAACGCCUAUCACAGAAUUGGAGAUUUCCAGAAAGCCAUAGAGUACCAUGAACGAGGCCUCAAAAUUUCGAAAGAAGUGGGAGACAGGGCAGGAGAAGGAAAAGCGUACGGUAAUGUUGGCAACGCCUAUGACAGUCUUGGAGAUUUCCAGAAAGCCAUAGAGUACCAUGAACGACACCUCAAAAUUUCGAAAGAAGUGGGAGACAGGGCAGGAGAAGGAAAAGCGUACUGCAAUAUUGGCAACGCCUAUCACAGUUUUGGAGAUUUCCAGAAAGCCAUAGAGUACCAUGAACGAGGCCUCAAAAUUUCGAAAGAAGUGGAAGACAGGGCAGAAGAGGGAGGCACGUAUUUUAAUCUUGGCAACGCCUAUCACAGUCUUGGAGAGUUUCAGAAAGCAGUUCAGUAUUAUAAGAACAGUAUAAUAGCCUUCGACCACAUUAGGAGAAAUCUCAUAUCGAACGACGACUGGAAGAUUACCCUCAAAAGUACGUAUGAUCAUAUUAAUUUGAGGCUGUGGGAGCUGCAGUUUACGGAAGGUAAAGUCAUUGAGGCACUUUUAACUGCUGAUCAAGGACGUGCACGAGCUUUAAAUGAUCUUCUGGAGUUCAAGUAUGGUCUUAAAGGGUUACGCCCAGAAAUAGGAACACUUUCCUCAAGACCAAGUGACUUUGCUAGUUACUUACCACCAAAUACAGUUUUCAUGGGUAUCAGCGAGGGAGGAAUAGUUUUCUGGGUGAAUGAGAAAGGAAAAGAUAUCAAAACUAGAAGAACUGAGGUCGGUAUCUCCAUCACAACCUAUUUUCAGUCUCUGUUGGAAACUAUAGGUAUGAGAGCUCAUGUUAACUGUGAAGAUCGCUCAUUAAGUAACCCAAGCGAUAAAAAGCUAGCAGAAGAAAGAUCCAGUAACCCAAAGUCUCGGCCAUGUGUUGAGACAAAGUCAUUACAAACAUUGUACAAUGUUGUCAUAGACCCUAUAAGAGGCUUACUCUAUAGCGACGAGAUUGUGAUUGUUCCAGACGGACCUCUGUGUUUGGCGCCUUAUGCUGCUUUCAUGGACAUGAAAUUAAAGUACCUCUGCGAAACUUUCAGAAUUCGUCUGCUUCCCUCACUUUCUAGUCUUCAAUUAAUCCAAAAUUGUCCAGCAGAUUGGCAUAGCAAGACUGGCGCUCUUCUUGUCGGCGAUCCGUGGGUACAGGAGGUGGUUUAUGAAGGAAAGGUGCUAGAGCAGUUAAUUUGGGCCAAGAGGGAAGUGCAGAUGAUUGGGGAAAUACUUCAAACUGAACCUCUCGUUGGAAAGCAGGCAACAAAAGAUGAAGUUUUAAGACGUAUCUCCUCGGUUGGUUUGGUGCACAUUGCUGCUCACGGUAAAAUGGAAACGGGAGAAAUUGCCUUGGCCCCAAACACAACGCGUUCAUCCGUAAAUCCAGCCAGGGAGGACUAUCUCUUAACUAUGAAAGAUGUUUUAAAGGCGCAGAUAAGGGCAAGACUUGUUGUACUUAGUUGUUGUCAUAGUGGUCGGGGAGAAGUCAAAUCUGAGGGUGUGGUCGGCAUCGCACGGGCUUUUUUGGGUGCUGGUGCUCGUGCUGUUCUGAUGUCCCUGUGGGCGAUUGACGACGAAGCUACUAUGGAGUUCAUGAAAGUUUUCUACCAAGAACUAGUCCAUGGACGAAGUGCCAGUGAGGCCCUGAAUAAAGCCAUGAAAUCCAUGAGAGAAUCUGAAGACUUUAGCGCAGUGAGGUACUGGGCGCCUUUUGUUCUCAUUGGUGAUGACGUAACGCUCGAGUUUGAAGGCAGCAAUUAA